Molecule: messenger RNA, 2459 nt
Organism: Aedes aegypti (yellow fever mosquito)
Lineage: Eukaryota; Metazoa; Arthropoda; Insecta; Diptera; Culicidae
Gene: mus81
Product: crossover junction endonuclease MUS81
Exons: 4
Coding region: 161-1627 (488 amino acids)
Biological process (GO): double-strand break repair via break-induced replication; mitotic intra-S DNA damage checkpoint signaling; DNA catabolic process
Cellular component (GO): nucleus; Holliday junction resolvase complex
Molecular function (GO): crossover junction DNA endonuclease activity; DNA binding; 3'-flap endonuclease activity
Source: RefSeq, a predicted model, not a curated record
GCGUCUACCCUGGCCGACACCUCACUCGUCGUCGGUCGCGUUGUCAGCUGUUUGUGUUCAUAAAAUGUAAACAUAAGAAUUCAAAAUCGUUUUUAAAAGUGUUUCUCUUACGAAAUUGGUCGUGUUUUUUCGAAUUAUUCAAUGAAACACAUUCAACCUGAUGAUGACUUCCGGCAAACACGAUAAUGCUCAUCGCCACCUCUACAAAAGUAAGCGAAAUACACGGGUGAUUCGAAUCGUUCGUCGCCAAUCGGCUGGUCCGAUAACAUCCAACGAAGAAACCCAAUCGCAAAGUAGUUCUCGGAACCGGCAGAUUCAAAUCAAGUAUUUAACCUGUCCCAAUCCGCUGUACGAGCGCUGGCUUCAGGACAUGAUUGCCGAAUCGCAGUCAAAGGACACCAAGAGUCAAAUGGCGCUCCAGAAAGCACUGGCCUCUUUGCGGCGCUAUCCGCUUCCGAUUCGCACUCCGAGGGAUUGUGUCAUGCUGACCGGUUUCGGAAUUGGAAUCUGCGAGAAGCUAAUGGACAAACUCAAGAAGUUCAAGAAGGAUGGCGGCGUGCAGUUUGAUGACCAAGCAGGAGAUGCGAUGGUCGAGAAGAUGUUGAACGAUAAGGAGGGCCAAUAUUAUGGGCGAUUGGUUCCGACGGAGGAAGUUGAAGUUGAGUCGGAUGCAAAAGAAGAUAAUGACAUCGAGACUCAAAAAGACGAGCAGCUUGAGAUACCAGAUGAUUCGGUGUUCGAGAAUUUGGAAGUCCUCGAUAAUCAGUAUCUGAGCGUGUCGAAUCCAAAGGUCAUUCUGCUGGUGGACACCCAAGAAACCAUUGGUAAAUCUAAGAGCUAUUUGGACCGCACCCUGAAGGAACUGGAACAGUACGACAUUGAGUUCGAGGUCCGCCGUUUGAGCGUCGGAGACUUCCUAUGGACCAUGCGAGAUGAUAGUGGGACCGAGUUCAUCCUUCCGUACAUUGUGGAACGCAAGAGGAUGGACGAUCUGGCUAGUAGCAUCAAGGAUGGACGCUUCCACGAGCAAAAGUUCCGCCUUAAACAGUGCCAAUUGGCCAAUGUGGUGUAUCUGAUCGAACAUCUGGGGAACAACCGUCAAGUGGGUGUUCCGGAGAGUACGCUUACCCAGGCGGCGCUGAACACUUACGUGCAGGAUUUUACGGUUAAGUACACGGAAAACCAUCACCACACGGUGCUGUACUUGUCCACUAUGACGAAGCUGCUAGAUGAGAACAUGAAGGACAAAUCGUACUGGAACAUCACCAAUCUACCGCCGGAGACAACAGCCGCAACCGUGUCCGAUUUCAACAUCAAACAGCGCACGGUUCCGAUGAUUUCGUUCGAGUCGUUCAACAAACAAUCGUCCAAAACGCGCGACUGUACGGUGAAAGACAUCUUCAUGAAACAACUCCUGCAAAUCAAGCUGCUCACGAUCGAUAAAGUGAACGCAAUCGUCGACAAAUAUCCAACGCCAAAGAAACUGUUCUUGGCGUACGAGCGCUGUACAAGCGAGGAGGAGAAGGAGAAACUACUCAAUAUACCCUAUGGAAAGGUGAAGAGGACGAUCGGAUUGAGGCUGAGCAAAAUCAUUUACCAAUUGUUCAUGAACAACGUCUAUCAGUAAUGAGUUUGAUCACAGCAACCUUUGUGGUGGAGAAAACUUUUGAUGUUGACGGCCGUGUUUCCAGGAGACCAAAACGAAAGUUUUCCAAGAAAUUUUAUAUCUUAUGCAUUAUUUAUGUAUUUUUUGCUCAAAUUAUUGUUUAUUUUAGGUGCAUUAAAGAGGAUUACUAGUUAUCAAAUUGAAAAACUGAGUUAUGGAUUUAUUGCAGAAACAAUAAACGCUUUCAACAAGAUUUAUUGAGUCACCAAUGAUUGAGGGAGUGCAUAGCAUAAUACUUGCUCCAUUAACAGAAAAGACUAUCUGAGCAUUUUUCUUCAAAGAGGUUAGCCAAUUUUAUCACAAAUACGAGUGAGAUGGCACUGGGUCGCCCGUUAAAAUUGAUUUAUAUAACGCACGGCUGCUUGCCAGGGACCUUACAAAUUCAAAAAAUUUCACUGCUAAGAAAGUGAAACCUGCUGAUUUCCUUGCAAAGCUUCCAGUUUGUUGCGGGUCAAGCAAAAUUUUUUACCUUUAAUUUCUCGAUAGCCAAUUGAUUAAAUUGCCUUGCUUCCGUAGAAAAGUGCUCAAUUCUCACAUUCGUAUGUUCACACCUACAAGUCCGACUAUCCGAAAAUUGUAUGCUAACUCGUUCACAUCAGGAAACUUCCAAUAAAUCCUAAUUAUUGAUUGCCUAAAAUCAUACGAGAUAAUUGGGAUUAUAAGAAAAAGGUUUAUGUCAAUAUAAGAAGUUGAAUACGAAGAUACUGCUGCUGCAAAACACAUAGAGUGAAAAAUAAUGAUAGUUCAAUCAAUAACAUAAAAUCAGUGCCUGCUAAGACUUAACUAUAAAAUC